GGUGAUGUGCUUGCAGUGAGAUUUUCAGGACCUGCUCAGCAGAGCACCAUCAUGUGAUACUGGGAUAAGGUGGAGUUCGGCUUUAAGGGGGAGUCUCCAGCCUUCCUCACCAAUCUUUAGGAUCUCAGCUGGAGGAAUACCAGAAGAUCCUUCCCCUACUCCUUCUUCUCCCUCCAGCCUCCUCAGCCAGCCCCUGAGCGGAUCAAAGACGGGCAGAGCAGUUGCAAGGUGGUGCGAGGGAGAUGCGGCACCGAGGAGCGGGCUCUGCCGAGGGUCUCCUAACGGGCUGAUGGGCGCGUUUUGACCUGCGGGAGAGGUCUGGAUGACAGCGGCAGCGGCGGCGGCGGCCGUGAACGUCGCCCAGCGAGUUGGAAACAAGAUGAAUACUUCAGUUCUCGCCCCCCUGGGAAAUAUUUCUGGUCACCUGAAUUUUUCGGAGAAGAACUCACAGAUCUUGCAGUUUGAGGAUGAGGAUUGCCAUGUGCCUUUGGCCAUGGUCUUCACUCUGGCCUUGGCUUACGGGACUGUGAUAAUUCUGGGAGUCUCUGGGAAUCUGGCCUUGAUUGUCAUUAUUUUAAAACAAAAGGAGAUGCGUAAUGUUACCAACAUCCUCAUUGUCAACCUGUCCUUUUCUGAUCUUCUCGUGACCAUCAUGUGUCUUCCCUUUACCUUUGUGUAUACUUUAAUGGACCACUGGAUUUUUGGGGAGGCCAUGUGCAAAUUGAAUCCUUUCGUGCAAUGUGCCUCAAUCACCGUCUCGGUCUUUUCUUUAGUCCUAAUUGCUAUCGAACGCCAUCAGCUGAUCAUCAAUCCCCGUGGCUGGAGACCCAACAACAGACAUGCCUACAUGGGGAUCGCUGCCAUAUGGAUUUUAGCCACAGCUUCAUCUUUGCCUUUCCUGAUCUAUCAUGUGUUAACGGAUGAACCCUUCAGAAACAUAACAUUUGAUGAAUAUAAGGACAAAUAUGUGUGUUUGGACCUGUUCCCCUUGGACACUGCCAGGCUUUCUUAUACCACGACACUUUUGGUGAUUCAGUACUUCGGACCGCUUUGUUUUAUAUUUAUUUGCUACUUAAAGAUAUACAUACGAUUAAAAAAAAGGAACAACAUGAUGGACAAGAUGAGAGACAAUAAGUACAGAUCCUCUGAAACCAAAAGGAUCAACAUCAUGCUGAUCUCAAUAGUGGUCGCAUUUGCAGUUUGCUGGCUGCCUCUCACCAUCUUCAAUAUCGUGUUUGAUUGGAAUCAUGAAAUUCUGCCUGUUGCCACCUGCAGCCACAACCUGUUGUUCCUGAUUUGCCACCUCACCGCCAUGAUCUCUACUUGCGUGAACCCCAUCUUCUAUGGGUUUCUCAAUAAGAACUUCCAAAGGGACCUGCAGUUUUUAUUUCAUUUUUGUCAUUUCCGCUCCCGUGAGGAGGAUUAUGAGACUAUAGCCAUGUCCACUAUGCACACGGAUGUUUCAAAAACCUCUUUAAAGCAGGCAAGCCCAGUUGCAUUUAAAAAAAUAAGUAGCGAUGAUGAUGACAGAAUAUAAAGAAGUAAUAAAAAUUCUACACCAAACUGCUGGAAGUGUGAUCGCAGGUGAAACGUGUCCAAGGACAAGCACAAUUACAUAACAAGUACAAAAUGGGUAAUGUUUUUCUUCUUUUUUUCCCAAGGAACUUUGAUUGUUGUCACUUUGAAAUUAUACGCAGUGCAUUUUUGCCCCUCUUACUGCUUUAAUGUUGGCAGCAGUUAUAUCUGAAUCUUAUUAUACAACUUAGUUGGACCUGCUACUACCUAUGGUUUUCAUCAAAUGUCUUUUUUUUCUGUUUUCUUUGUACAGUUAUGUGCACAAAGAUAUAUUUAUUGAUUUUUUCCAAAGAAGUAGUUUUCAGGAGUGUCCCUCUAAGACCAUUAGAAACAAUAUGAACCGCAGGGAGGCUGUCACUACAGAGGACACCCAUCCCAGAAAAAAAUUAGGACAUUCUGAUUUGAAGAGUUCUUCUUCUUCCUCUUCUUUUUUUUUUUUUUUAAAUCCGGCUUUUGAUUGAUGUUAAAAUCCUGUAAAAUCAGCGUGGGCACACAGAAAAUGAUUCUGUGAAACCUGUAGAAUGUGUUAAAUGGGGACAUGCAUUUGUCUCGUUCAUAGAGGCAAUUCAGGUUGUAAUCACUUAGGUUCAAAAGCAGGAUUAAGAGAGAAAUUCUGUUCUCAUUUACAAGAAUAAAACCCUACAGUAAUUCCACAGAGCACAAAAGGAUAACUGAUGUUUCACCACAGCAAAUGAAGGCACAAAUGGGCCUUCAGUCCCAACUGAUUAUAGCUGAUUUUAAUAAUACAGACUUUUUAAUUUAAAAAACCCAAGCACCAUUUUCAUCUGCCAUCACUGACAGGAGUUAGUGUUGCUGGGAUGAAAUGUACUGUCUGUCCCAAGCCUAUGAACCUUGUAAAUUCUCCUUGGGACCUGUGUCCAGAAUCUAAAGGGAGAUGGGACUGUUCACUGUCUGUAUAAGGUGCAAUUCCACCCUCGCAGGUGACAGUGAAAAUCACGUCUGGUAUUAAAAAAAUAAGGUUCAGCUACCUGAGUCUUUUCAUAAUAAUUAGCGUUGAUCUAUAUAAAUUAUGUAUAGCCUCAUAAUAUUCUGUGUUCAGAUGCAAGGGUAUAAACCUGGAUUAUCUCCAAGACAAUGGAAGGUUUAAUCAAAAUCUGCAAAAUUUAAAAGGAGGAUAUAGAUACAGUUUGGGUGUCAUUGGUAUGUUUAGCUUUCAAACUCACAUUUUCCACAGUUGGUUGAAGUGUGGAAAUGUUUGCCAAAUAUACACAAUAGAGCUCUGUGUGUUAUUGCUUAAAAUAUAUAUCCUCUAAUUUCACAAAAUAUACAUGACUAGAUCCCCAGCUGAGGGAAACCUGCAUAACUUGACUGCUGUAAAUGAAACUACAACAAUAUCAGCCAGCUGAGGUUCUGUGUCAUACACUGUACUUUGCUGUAUAAUCAAUGCCUUUUCAAAUAAUCAGCUUUUAAAAAUACAAUAUAGACCCUACUUUCUUUUAGCAAGGUCAAUUUAAACCAUUCUGGCAGAGAUAAAGGGUCUUUAAAAUGGAUAUAAAUGUAAAUGUAGCAUAAAUGGAAAUCUGACCUGACAUCUUUCUGAGCAAAAAGAUCUCAGGUUGUGAUAAUGAAUUUAACGUGUUCUAAAUUUGACAUGGAUAAAUGCCUAAGAAAUGAAAAUUAUUGGGUUUGCCAGUAUUUAAAAGUAAAAAACCGUGCCUUGUGCUGUCUUAGAAAUUGUGUAGAAUAUUAAAGUAGCAAUGUGUUCUUGUGCAUUAUAAUUCCAUGUAUUUCUCUACUGGCAGAUAAUUUAAUUAAAAAGGAGGUUUCUGUGGUUGAGAACAGGGAGGGAAUACAGAAAAUGAAUUAUAAGACAGAACUUUCUUUCAGAGCUUUGCCCUUUUUUUAUUUUAUGAGAUUUCUCUUUCUUUUGUGGUUCUCUAUGGAGUGUGUUGUUAAUACUUUGACAAGAGUCUCCUGAAAUUAUUCCCCUGUCACUUUACAAUAAUUUCAUAUGCGAAGAGAUGUGUAUUUUCACAAAGAGAUACAACGUAGAAACCCAGCCAUGUUUUUCUAUUAAGAAUGUCACAGUAGGCUUUUCCCAUUAGAAAGGAAAUCACAGAAAAUUUUAUGGUUUUUCCCAUUUUUGAAAAAAGCACUUUCUUCCAAUCCAGUGGAAGAAGAAAACAGAAUUAUUUGAGAAAGUUUCCAGUUAGUUUGCUGGAAAUUUUUGAUCAGGCUGAAUUAGGUGUUUAUACAGAGUAGGUAUUGGAGCAACUUUAGAGGAACCUGCCAGUGGACGGAGACCUAAACCUGUAUGUCCUAAGAUUCAGAGGUCUCCAGUGGGAUAGCAACAUAAUUCCUCCUGUGUCAACCUUUCUCCUGCUUGAGGUACAGUCUCAAAUCAUACAGCCCAUCUGAUACCGCCUCAUACUGUCUCCUGAGAAUGCCUGUCAGGUGGUUUUUGCCUACCAAUGCCUGAUACACAAGUUGAAGUGUAGGCAGGAACGUUCCUUCGACUCCUAGGAGCCACUGUUGUCCUAGGAUCAGGCUUCUCUUACAUGUUUCCUCACUUCCCUGCAAGAAGCCUUUCUGAGCCUUUGCUAAGGACGCAGGCUAGCACAUCAUCGUGCGAAUAGCACAGGGGAUGCUGCCUGAAAUGACAGUGGAAAAUGAAUACAGUGUAAAGAGCGUUCAUCACAGAAAUGCAUUUGGAGAAUUUCAGAAGCAAAAUCGUUGCUCUUCCGAAGAAUUUGUUAUGAGGACAAAGAUAAAAGUAGUCUCUCUGAGGUGCUGACCUGCCAUCUGCAGGGCGUAGAUGACAUCUCCCAAGAGCAGUAUUUUUGUCUUUGGUUUCAUGACUUGACUCUGGAGUCCUCAAAAGCCACUGGAGACUUUCCCCUCCUGACACCUGGCUAUGACACUAAUCCUUUUUUCACUUUCAGAGCUCCAGCAUGGUUUCUUAUCCUCUAUAUGCUAAAUUUCUUUACAGGGUAAGCUGUUGGAUUUCAUGUUUCUCUAUCAUUUCUCAGUCAUUCUGGCUUGAUAUUUGUUCCUCCUAUGUGCUGUUUUGUCCAACUCUCCACACUUCAGCCCAUGCCGAUUCCUAUCUCAAAAGCCUGAAGAUCCCUCUUAUUCUUUCAGAUUGGCAGAAAAGUUUUACUGACAGAAAAACAGAACAUUAGGGGAUCUAUA
Messenger RNA from Chroicocephalus ridibundus (black-headed gull), 4728 nucleotides. It is a transcript of the gene NPY1R, whose product is annotated as neuropeptide Y receptor Y1. The transcript is spliced from 3 exons. NCBI's taxonomy places the organism in Eukaryota, Metazoa, Chordata, Aves, Charadriiformes, Laridae. The record is from RefSeq and is a predicted model, not a curated record. Gene Ontology annotation, molecular function: neuropeptide binding; neuropeptide Y receptor activity. Gene Ontology annotation, biological process: G protein-coupled receptor signaling pathway. Bases 323 to 1537 code for a protein of 404 amino acids. Gene Ontology annotation, cellular component: neuron projection; plasma membrane.